This is a messenger RNA of Cutaneotrichosporon oleaginosum, 801 nucleotides long. The record is from RefSeq and is a predicted model, not a curated record. Lineage: Eukaryota; Fungi; Basidiomycota; Tremellomycetes; Trichosporonales; Trichosporonaceae.
CGUCUCACCUGUCGUCGACCUCUACCGUACUCUUCAGACCUCAACCUCCCAAAACACCCCACUUCACUUUCUUUAUCACAAUGAAGUACUUCGCCGCCGCCGCUGUCCUCGCUUCGGUCGCUGUUGCCCAGUGAGUCUCCAAACCCAUCCCCAUCUCGCUCUUUCUCCUUCCAUCUAUACCUGCCUUCCUUCGCCCCACACCUUGCACUUGAAUUGGUUGCCUUGACCUUGGUCGGCGCGUCCUGCAUCGGCAAGAUGUAGGACACUGAUCUGAAGACUGUUGGCGGUUGACACCGCGCUGCCAUUCGCGUCACACCCUCCUCACCCGCGGGCCGCGGCGUCCAAUCCAAACAGCCUUCCCCCUGAAUUCCGCACCUCAUGUGGGCCUGGCCCACGGGCGAAGACGCACCUACCACCACCACCACCACCAGCCACACCGACACCACCACCCCAAGUCCCUCUCCCACCGCCUCCAUCAGAUCAGUCGCUAACCUCCCUCCCAGGCUCGACCCCAGCUCCGUCAACCCCUGCAUCCUCACCUGCGCUACCCAGGGUGCCACCGCCUCGGGCUGCUCGGGUGUCACCGACUUUGCCUGCAUCUGCUCGUCGCAGCAGUUCGUCCAGGGUGCCCUUGACUGCAUCAACGCGUGAGUCGUCUCUGUCUUUCAUUCAUGUGGGCACUUUGAGCUGACGCUCCACAGGCAGUGCCCCGACCAGGUUGCCGCCGCCCAGGCCCUCCAGGGCCAGCUCUGCGCUGGCCAGGGCAGCGCCUCGGCCUCGGCCUCCGCUCCCGCUGACAGC